Messenger RNA from Menidia menidia (Atlantic silverside), 690 nucleotides. The record is from the annotation of a GenBank genome assembly. Lineage: Eukaryota; Metazoa; Chordata; Actinopteri; Atheriniformes; Atherinopsidae.
AUGGCAGCGAAAGCGGAGCUGGCCAACUGGACAGAGUACCCGGACGAGUUCGGCGCGCUGCAGCCGCGCAACUUGGCGCACAUCCACUCCAAAGCCUGGAUUUCGUCUAGCUCGAUCCGCGCGUUCUCCAGGACGCACGCGGCGACUGCGGACGUGUGCAAGCUCCACGAGCGCGUGCCCCCCGCGGAGAUGGGCGACGGGGGCAAGGCCGGCGGCUUCGGCCCGCAGAGGCACAGGCGCGUGGCGGCCAACGCCAGGGAGAGGAGGAGGAUGCACGGCCUCAACAAAGCCUUCGACGAGCUGAGGAGCGUCAUCCCGUCCCUCGAGAACGAGAAAAAGUUGUCCAAGUACGACACCCUGCAAAUGGCGCAGAUCUACAUCACGGAGCUGUCCGAGCUCUUGUCCGGCGUGGUGCGCCCCGAGUGCCGGAGCCCCCACGCGGGUUCCGAGGAGAUGACCCCCAGGAGGACCUUGAUCCACUCUCUCCGGCCAGCAGGCGACGGCCAGCUGCUGACCGGAGAGCAGCAGCGAGACGCGGCCUCUUCCAAUCCGCUGAUCAUACUCGGACCUGCAUCCAACCUGGACAACAGACCCGGAGGGUCUUCCCACUGCAGCGAUGGGGAAUCCUCCCAUCUCAGCGACCUGGAGGACGGUCAGAUUGGGAGACAGCUGGCAGAGAACGAUUACUAG